GUAUCAUAUAAAUACAGGCAAAUGUACUAAUAGAGAUUGCAACAAAUACAGUAGAACACCAAACAAAGAUAGAUCAAUAAAGAGUGAAGAUAAAAAUGGAGUGCUCCAACAUGAAGCAACAUCACCAGUACGGUGCAUAUGCAGAGCCAAGAAUCUCGUUUUCCAGCGGUUUCGCAGCUACUAAGAACGACAUGGUCAAGUACAAGGAGGCACCAGUGUCGUCAGAUGAUUUUGAGUUCGGUGUCAACAACUUCUCCAUGACCACAGCAGAUGAAAUCUUCUUUGAUGGCAUGAUCUUACCUCUCAAGGAAGAAGUCAACACGACGAAGAGAAUGUCAACUUUGAGGGAGGAACUCAGCGAAGAAGAUAGUGAUUCACCGAGAAGCAAAUCAAAGGGGUCCAGUGGUUGGUGGAGAGAGAGAUUAGGGUUAGGAUUCGUGAAGUCCAAGAAAGAUCAUAAGAGAAGUUCUUUUUAUCACCAUUAAUUAGAAGCAAUUCUACAACUACACAAUGACCUUCUUUUGAUAUUUUUUUGUGUUCUGUUUUUGAGUUUCUUCUCUUCGUAGGGACUUAAUGUAUUUGCUAAUAUGGUCUGUAAUGUGUUUAAGUGUUUUCUCUGUUUUUUUUCUUCUCAUUUCUUCACUGUUCCUCACCGAUGUAAAAAUUGUUUGCGGUUGAAGAAUAUCCAUUUCUAUGUGUUUUCAAUGUUCUUCUUUUUUUUUCAUAAGUUUCAAGAAAAAAAUUAAUGGCUAUAUCGAAUUUCUUUUUAAACUUCAUCCAUCCAAUCUUUAAAUUAGAAUUGACAAAAAAAAUCCGUACGUGUAACAAGAAGCUCAGACUUAUUUAGCCAAAAUUAAUAACAUUGAUAUGAUAUAUUUUAUGUUUUUAAAGAGAGAUUAACAUGGUCUACUUAGGUCGCAUGUGGCGAAUGUACGUAACAUAUUGGUGGUGAUUGGUUCGACUGUGGCUUAAAAAAUUUAGCUGUACAUGUUUAG
Messenger RNA from Brassica napus (rape), 995 nucleotides. RefSeq lists its product as uncharacterized. The coding region runs from base 96 to 485 and encodes 129 amino acids. The record is from RefSeq and is a predicted model, not a curated record. NCBI's taxonomy places the organism in Eukaryota, Viridiplantae, Streptophyta, Magnoliopsida, Brassicales, Brassicaceae. The transcript has a single exon.